Molecule: messenger RNA, 1273 nt
Organism: Ananas comosus (pineapple)
Lineage: Eukaryota; Viridiplantae; Streptophyta; Magnoliopsida; Poales; Bromeliaceae
Product: succinate dehydrogenase [ubiquinone] iron-sulfur subunit 1, mitochondrial-like
Exons: 2
Coding region: 94-960 (288 amino acids)
Biological process (GO): respiratory electron transport chain; aerobic respiration; tricarboxylic acid cycle
Cellular component (GO): mitochondrion
Molecular function (GO): 2 iron, 2 sulfur cluster binding; electron transfer activity
Source: RefSeq, a predicted model, not a curated record
CGCCUCUUUUUUAGUUUUCCCCUCUUUACUUUCUCUCUCUUUCGAUCCAUCGAUCCAUCUCUCUCCCUCCUCCUCCCUCUCUCCGCAAUCGCCAUGGCCGCCGCGAGGGUUCUCGUCCGCCGCGGCUCCGCCGCGCGCGGCGUCCUCUCCGCCCCUCCUCCUCCCCCCACCGUCGCCGCCGCGCGCCUCGUCCAGGCGCAGCCGCACUCGUCCCGAUCAGAGCCCUCGCCGUCGUCCUCCUCGAAGCCGAAGCGGCCGAAGACGUUCUCGAUCUACCGCUGGAACCCCGACGAGCCCUCGUCGAAGCCCCGGCUCCAGAGCUACGAGAUCGACCUCUCCGAGUGCGGGCCCAUGGUGCUCGACGCCCUGAUCAAGAUCAAGAACGAGGUCGACCCCUCCCUCACCUUCCGCCGCUCCUGCCGCGAGGGCAUCUGCGGCUCCUGCGCCAUGAACAUCGACGGCGACAACGGCCUCGCCUGCCUCACCAAGAUCCCCCAGUCCUCCUCCGACGCCGCCACCAUCACCCCCCUCCCCCACAUGUUCGUCGUCAAGGACCUCGUCGUCGACAUGACCAACUUCUACAGCCAGUACAAGAGCGUCGAGCCCUGGCUCAAGCGCAAGGACCCGCCGCCGGUGCCCGGCAAGGAGGUCCCCCAGAGCAAGGCCGACCGCGCCAAGCUCGACGGUAUGUACGAGUGCAUCCUCUGCGCCUGCUGCUCCACCUCCUGCCCCAGCUACUGGUGGAACCCCGAGACCUACCUCGGCCCCGCUGCCCUCCUCCACGCCCACCGGUGGAUUCAGGACAGCCGUGACCAGUACACAAAGGAGCGUCUUGAGGCCAUAAAUGAUGAGUUCAAGCUUUACCGCUGCCACACUAUAAAGAACUGUGUCCAUGCCUGCCCUAAGGGAUUGAACCCUGCAAAACAGAUUGAAUCCAUCAAAAAGCUCCAGCUUCAGUAGACCAUUCCCUUUGGGGUCGGCAUCUAGUCACUAGUUUCUGGAGUUCUGUAUUCUGAGAAAGCAUGGUACUUUUUUGUGUGUUAAUAAUUGUUGCCAUGUCUAAGUUUAGAACUUUUCUGUUUUGCACCUGAAAUAAAAACUAAACUCUUUUGGUCUGUGAUGAAGGAUAUGAUCUCUGCUUGGCAUGUCUCCUUUUAGGAUGUUUGGUUCUAUUUAAACUCAGGGCAGAUCUAAAAUUGUGUCCAAUUGUCUGUAUUAUUGAUUGAAUGGAGUGGUUCAGUGCUUCAAUCACGAGUUACGUAAUUCCUGAAUA